Messenger RNA from Paramacrobiotus metropolitanus, 3405 nucleotides. Its product is annotated as elastin-like. The record is from RefSeq and is a predicted model, not a curated record. The coding region runs from base 182 to 3085 and encodes 967 amino acids. The transcript has a single exon. NCBI's taxonomy places the organism in Eukaryota, Metazoa, Tardigrada, Eutardigrada, Parachela, Macrobiotidae.
GUCACCAAUUGUUAAAUCAGUAGAAAAAUGGGCGUCGUUUAAAAUGAAAGCGUUUCCACCCGAAACCGAUCACAAAUUUUAUGAGCUGCAAGCCAUGUGUCAGUUUAUAUAAUCUCUGCCAACCGCCCAGAAUAAUAAUAAUCUCCGGCAUUGACUGACAUUGACUUUUACAUUUCUCAAAAUGGCGCUCUUUUGCGCACUGUCUUUGAUAUUAGUAUAUGUCCAUAAUGCUUAUUCCUUUUACGGUGUUGGACCGCAGACCUUGGUGGGUUAUUUGGUGAAAGUCGGACAGGAUCCCAGUACAUUCGUCCCCGUCCCGAAUCCCAAUUAUGGACCGGGUACAUACAGUGCCGUUUCCUCGUAUCUCAACAGUCCCAAACCGUAUCCGCCCAUUGCCGCUUACUAUAAACCGCCGGUGAUUGUCCCCCGUCCGCCGUACCUCCCCGGGUAUGGGAUGACCGUCCCGGAGGUCAUGCAGCCCAUUUCCGGCGCCGCUCCGGGUGCCAGUUCGAAUAUAUCCCCAGCGGAAGCCGCCGCCCAGGCUGCAGCUGCCGGUGCCCCACCGGCAUCGCAAGUCGCUGCCGGAGAAGCCGCCGCCAUCGAGAACGGCGUGCCGGCGUCCGUGGCUGCGGAGGUAGGCAGCGAAAUUUCCGCCGGUGUCCCUGCCGGUCAGGCCGUGGCCAACGUUGCCGAAGCCCAGGGCGCACCACCCGCAGUGGCGGAGCAGAUCGGAGCGGAAGUGGCGGCGGGUGUUCCGCCCACUCAAGCCAUUGAAAACGUUGCCGGACCGGCGGGACUCGCUGCCGCUAUGGCUACCGCCCCGGCCAGCGCAUCCAUCGGAUCGACGGGAGGAUAUUAUUCGGGAGGUUAUUCGUCGGGUUACGGCUCCGUUGCACCGGCCGCCGCCAUCUCGGGCGACACGUCAUCGGCCGCAGCCGCGGAGCAGGUUGCAGCGGAAGGUGGAUCAGAAGCACAGCAAAUUGCUGCUGGAGAACAAGCUGCGGUUAACAGUGGAGUGCCGGCGUCCAUUGCAUCCGAAAUCGGAACAGCGAUUGCAUCCGGUGCACCACCGGCCGAAGCGAUCGCCGGAGUAGCCGCGGCCAAUGGGGCACCGCCCUCGGUGGCGGCUCAAAUUGGAACGGAAGUUGCCGCAGGAGUGCCAGCUGGACAGGCCGUGGCCAAUGCGGUAUCCGGCACGCCAACACCGGCUGCCGUGUCUGUGGCGGCUUAUACCUAUCCGAAAACCUUAACACGGACCCUGUUGACCUCUGUUGCCAGUGCAGUCAAAAGACGUUUCCGCGGUUCCCGGCGCAAAGGUAACCUACCCCUGAUAGCCUCCCCCUCCUCGUCAUACUACGGCUCCGCACCGGCAGCGAUUUCCGGCGCGGGCACCUCAUCGGCAGCAGCCGCGGAGCAGGUAGCAGCGGGAGGUGGAUCUCAAGCACAACAAAUCGCCGCCGGAGAGCAAGCGGCUGUUAACAGUGGAGUCCCGGCAUCCGUGGCAUCGGAGAUCGGCACCGCCAUUGCAUCCGGAGCGCCACCUGCCGAAGCCAUUGCUGGCGUGGCUGCAGCGAACGGCGCACCUCCCGCGGUAGCGGCGCAGAUCGGAACAGAAGUAGCCGCUGGUGUCCCGGCUGGGCAGGCGGUUGCCAACGCGGUUGCCGGUACACCGACACCGGCUGCCGUUUCCGUGGCCUCCUACGCGUAUCCCAAGACACUGACCCGCAGUAUGCUGACCUCGGUGGUCAACGCGGUGCGAACGCGAUUCCGUGGUAGCCGACAGAAGAAACGUACUGGUAACCGGCAGUCUAUCCUCGGUACCUCGUCGUACUAUGGCGCCGCCGCCGCACCCGUCUCGUCAGGGCAAACGUCAUCAGCGGAAGCUGCCGCCCAGGUAGCAGCGGAAGGUGGAUCGCAAGCACAACAGAUCGCCGCCGGAGAACAGGCAGCGGUUAAUAGCGGAGUGCCGGCUUCGGUCGCUUCGGAAAUCGGUACCGCCAUUGCUUCCGGUGCCCCGCCCGCCGAGGCCAUCGCUGGGGUAGCCGCGGCCAACGGUGCACCCCCCGCGGUGGCAGCACAGAUCGGAACGGAAGUGGCAGCCGGCGUUCCGGCCGGACAAGCAGUAGCCAACGCAGUUUCCGGCACACCGACGCCCGCCGCAGUUUCCGUAGCGUCUUAUACAUAUCCCAAGACGCUAACCCGUGCCAUGCUGACGUCAGUAGUGAAUGCGGUCAAAACACGUUUCGGUCGUCGUCGAACGCAGAAAAAGGGCAACCGCCAGGCGACGCUGCUGGCGUCCGGUUCAACCGGGUAUUACGGAGGCAGUGCCGCACCGGCCAACACAAUGACCUCCUCGGCCGCAGCCGCCGCCCAGGUAGCAGCGGAAGGGGGAUCUCAAGCACAGCAGAUUGCUGCAGGAGAACAAGCCGCUGUUAACAGCGGAGUCCCGGCAUCCGUCGCAUCGGAGAUCGGCACGGCUAUCGCCUCCGGCGCACCACCGGCCGAAGCCAUUGCCGGUGUGGCUGCCGCGAACGGCGCUCCUCCCGCGGUGGCGGCGCAGAUCGGAACGGAAGUGGCUGCUGGUGUCCCGGCCGGCCAAGCGGUGGCCAACGCGGUGUCCGGCACACCGACGCCGGCUGCGGUGUCCGUUGCGGCAUACAGCUAUCCUAAGACCAUCACCCGCGGCAUGGCCCUUGCCGUGGCCAACGAAGUCAAACGACGGUUCAGCCGGCGGGGACGCAACCGACAGACGAUCGCCGCACAGUCCGUUGGCCUGAAUUCUUACUACACAGCCGGGUCGGCACCGGCCGCAGGAGUGCCGCCAGCCAAUGUCGUGGACGCGGAGACGGAGGCGGCCAUUGAGUCAGGCGUGCCGGUCGGUGUCGCUGAGGAGAUCGGCUCGGAGGUGGCAGCGGGCGUGCCGCCGGGUCAAGCCAUCGCCAACGUGGCGGCGGGGACCGGGGUGUGCCGUCUUCUGUGGGAAUCGGGGCGAUUGCGUCGUACUACAGUCCCGGUGGUUCGGUUAUCCCCACGCCGUCACCCAUUGAGGUCAUCGAGGAGGAGGAAGGCAAUCAUGGUGGAUUAACGCCGGAUGGAUAUUACCAGCCGCCGGCCAGUUCCGGAGGGCUGCCGCCCGCUGUGCAGGAGACCGUGGAUGAGGUGGAAGCCAUGAAUGGUGGAUCAUCAUACGGCUCGGUGGCGCCAACUCCGGCUUCCAACAUACCGGCCGCGGUGGUGGCAGCCAUUGAACAAGCGGCUAAGAGCGGGACAAGAAUAACGAAGCACAAAGUUAGUUUGUUCCCCAGAUUUCCCAUUCGUGGUCGAGCGUUGUAAAAAUAUUUUAUUCGUCCAAUGAUGCCAAAGCACAAAAGUUUUCUGUAAUAACAAAUAAAAUUAUGUAUAUCA